AUGAGCUCUGAAUGCACAUUUCUGCUGCAAUAUUUUGGUGACAGACAUAUUCUGUUAAAAGAAGAAUGGCUGAAUUCAGUUAUCGAUUUUCUACACAACCAUGUGCCGCUUUCGAGAGAUUUUGACAAUGAAACAUUUGCAAAUAUUGUUCUGGAUCAGUGGACAUGUUCAAACAUUGAAUCAACAUCGUUCCCUGCAUUUGGAAACCACGGAAUUGAUUCGAGCAUUCAGAAACAACAUCUGCAAGGACCAAUUGUAUGUCAAGUGAAUGGAUUUAUCGAUACUGGAAGUCCAUAUUACCAGCAAUAUUGCAAUUUGAACAGAAGUGGUAAAAAAGAAGACAAUUCGGGUUUCGAGAAGGUUUUUCACGAAAAAGAAGAUGACUCAGAUCAAAAACCAUCACGACUUUUGAAGCUGUCUCUAACCGAUGGUGAAUCAUUUCUAAACGCGAUCGAAUUCUGGAAAUGUCCUCAACUUUCUCUCCACUGCAAACCAGGAACGAAACUUCUCAUCGAGCCUCCAUGCGACAUUCGACGAGGCACAUUCUUGUUGAAACCCGGAAAUUGCCGAAUCCUUGGUGGAGAAGUGUUACCUCUGUUGAACUGUCAUCUACCAGUGGAAGAAUAUGCGCGAAUGCUGAAAAUCAAAGAUCACAAACCAUCGACAUCUACUUCGGUUCCUUCUGAAAGACAGGCGGCUUCUAAUCAGCCAUCUACGUCCACCUCCGUUUCUCGACCCAAUCCGCCACCUUCUCAACCAGGACCGUCGUCAAUGAUUAGUCGAUAUUUCCAAAAGAAACCGGUCCCUUGCACGCCGUCGAAAUCGAGAGCUCCAGAACCACGGGAAAUGUCCCCAGAUGUCUUUGACGAAGAAAACCAUAUUUCUGACAGUGAAGGCUCAGAUUACGAAAACCAACACUCAUCUACGAGAAAACCGAAAGAAGCUAUUCUGGUUUCGUCUCUCAUUCGCCGGAUUCAAAAUGACGAAGAAGAAGAGUUCGAGCCCACUCGACGAAUAUCUAAUCGCUCACCCAAAAAGCAGACGAAAACUCCUCCGUUAGAAGCGCUACAUCGUCGUAGCACUGGAAUUCUGACGUCACGACGGCUUGAUCCGAUGGAUGAAUUAUUAGAGGGGAUGAUUGAAAAAGACGAAGAACCUGUGUCGUGCCCCAACCAGACGAAGAAUCCAUUCCGAGUGCAAGCUCAGCCGCCGUUGAAAAAAGUGAAAAUUGAAGCAGAAAGUGAUGAUGAUAUACAAGUAAUUGAACUCGUGACUCCACCUCCACCGCAAAUUAAAAAGGAACGCCUUUCGGAAGCAAAAGGAGAAGACGUGAAGAAAAAAGAAGAGGAAGAGUCGUAUUCCAAAGAAGAACGGGAGGCUCUAAAAGCUUUUUCAAGUCUGAAGCUGUCAACAUUUAUAGAUAGUCUAAAGAAAAUCAAAUACUCAAUAGGAUCAAAACGAUUUCUUAUUUUGGCCUUUAUCGAUGACAUCGUUGAGCCGUUGCGAGUUGUCGAUGAGUUAUGGACAAUGAAAGUGAGUUUAAAAGAUGAUUCCGGGACAACGGAAGCAUUUAUCGACAAUUCAACACUACAUCGUUUGAUCGGAUACACUUGUGAAGAAGCAAUAGCAGUUCGAAAAUCCAGUGAUUUGGAAAAGCGAAGAGAUGGAAAGCGACGGUUAGAGGCGUUAGAACAGCAACUGCAGAGGCUGGAUCUAGUUUUUGAGAUCGAAUUCUUCUCGGGAACAGCGACAUCGUGCCCUGUGGUUCGUUCAAUGAAGACGCUAGCAGAGCAAAUUGAUGUUUAUUGA
Messenger RNA from Caenorhabditis briggsae, 1809 nucleotides. Bases 1 to 1809 code for a protein of 602 amino acids. The record is from RefSeq and is a predicted model, not a curated record. Gene Ontology annotation, cellular component: RecQ family helicase-topoisomerase III complex; nuclear body. The transcript has 7 exons. Gene Ontology annotation, biological process: resolution of meiotic recombination intermediates; double-strand break repair via homologous recombination. Gene Ontology annotation, molecular function: nucleotide binding. NCBI's taxonomy places the organism in Eukaryota, Metazoa, Nematoda, Chromadorea, Rhabditida, Rhabditidae.